AUGUUCACAGGUCUGAUCGAGCACCUCGGCAGCGUCGUAGACAUCGUGCAUGAUGCCGGCGGAUGCACGCUCACGAUUGCGGACUCCGCGCCCAUCCUAGCCGACUGCCACAUCGGCGAUUCUAUCGCAGUGAACGGCGCAUGUCUCACCGUCACUGAGUUCGACAAUGAGGACAAGGGCGGCUGGUUCAAGGUGUGGCUCGCGAACGAGACGCUUGAUAGGACUGAUCUCGGGGAGCGGAAGGUCGGCGACCAGGUGAACCUGGAGCGCGCGAUGGGGGCACACGUCCGCUUCGGAGGCCACUUUGUGCAGGCACACGUCGACACCACCGCCACCAUCGUGGAGAAGAAGCCGGAUGGCGACUCGCUGCGCAUCCUGUUCCAGCUGCCGGAACCCACCCCCGCACGGCCGUCGUUGCUCCCGUACCUUAUUCCGAAGGGCUACGUCGCGAUUGACGGGACGUCGCUCACGCUCACUGUGGUCGACGACGCGACGCGCACUUUCGGCGUUAUGCUCAUCACACAUACGCAGGAGAAGAUUACGCUGCCGAAGAAGCCUGUCGGGGCGAAGGUGAACAUCGAGGUCGACAUGGUCGGCAAGUUCGUGGAGAAGAGCGUUCACGCUGCGCUUGGUGGCGGCAGCGGCCCCCUGCGCUCAUUGGUCGAGAAGAUCGUCGAGGAUGUGCUCGUCAAGAAGGGGCUCGUUCAGUAA
This is a messenger RNA of Trametes versicolor FP-101664 SS1, 711 nucleotides long. RefSeq names its product Lumazine-binding protein. Gene Ontology annotation, molecular function: riboflavin synthase activity. Gene Ontology annotation, biological process: riboflavin biosynthetic process. The coding region runs from base 1 to 711 and encodes 236 amino acids. Lineage: Eukaryota; Fungi; Basidiomycota; Agaricomycetes; Polyporales; Polyporaceae. The transcript has 4 exons. The record is from RefSeq and is a predicted model, not a curated record.